This is a messenger RNA of Trifolium pratense (red clover), 1565 nucleotides long. RefSeq names its product AAA-ATPase At3g28580-like. NCBI's taxonomy places the organism in Eukaryota, Viridiplantae, Streptophyta, Magnoliopsida, Fabales, Fabaceae. Gene Ontology annotation, molecular function: ATP binding; ATP hydrolysis activity. The transcript has a single exon. The record is from RefSeq and is a predicted model, not a curated record. The coding region runs from base 93 to 1565 and encodes 490 amino acids.
UUGUCCUUAUAUGUAACAAACUCACCAGAAACAAAUGUUCCCAGCUUAUAUGUAUUUACAAAACCAAUAAAGUUUAAACAAAGAACACAAAAAUGGGUGAAAUUUGGGGUCUAAUUGGUUCAAAGCUUGCAAGCAUAUUGUUUGUAUGGGCUAUGAUUCAAGAGUAUUGUCCUAAUCAAAUUCAUGCACUCAUAGAAAAAUUCUCACAAAAAUUAGCAAACUUUCUUUACCCUUAUGUUGAGGUUAGAUUCAUGGAGUACAUUGGUGAUUACAUGAGAACCAACAAUGAAGCUUUUAGAUCCAUUGAAAACUACUUAACAUCAAAAUCAACCAACAAAGCAAAGAAACUUCGAGGUGAAUAUGUGAAAAAGUGUUUAGUUCUAAAGAUGGAUGAAAGUCAAGAGUUUCAUGAUGAGUUUGAAGGGAUUAAAGUUGUUUGGUGUCUAAAAAAGAAUGUCCCAAAAACAAACCAUAGUGUUUCAUUCUAUGCAGCUGAUGAUAAAAGGUAUUACCUUCUCACUUUUCAUCGUAAAGAUCGCGAUUUCGUUGCUAAAUCUUACCUUAAGCAUGUUUUGGAAGAAGGUAAGAACAUUGGUUUAAGUAAGAGACAGGUAAAGCUUUACACAAACUGCACAGGUGAUAAUGGAGGUAAAUGGAGUCAUGUGAUUUUUGAACAUCCAUCUUCUUUUGAAACAAUUGCAAUGAAUUCAAAAAAGAAGAAAGAGAUUGUUGAUGAUCUUGUUACAUUUAGUAAAGCUAAAGAAUAUUAUGCAAAGAUUGGUAAGCCUUGGAAAAGAGGCUAUUUGCUAUAUGGUCCUCCAGGAACAGGAAAAUCAUCAUUAGUUGCUGCUAUUGCUAAUUUUUUGAAGUAUGAUAUUUAUGACAUUGAGUUAACUAAUGUGAAAACAAAUGCUGAGUUAAGGAAACUUUUGAUUGGAAUCACGAGUAAGUCGGUUGUUGUCAUCGAAGAUAUUGAUUGCUCACUUGAUCUUACCGGUGAGAGGAAGACAGAUUCGGGAAAUGAAAAAGAUAAAGAGGAUAAGAAGGAUGUGAAUCAAGCAUCAGGUGAAGCUGAAAACAAAAAUAAAAUGAGUCAGGUAACACUUUCUGGAUUGUUGAAUUUUAUUGAUGGGAUUUGGUCUGCUAGUACUGGUGAGAGGUUGAUUAUAUUCACUACUAACUAUGUCGAUAAACUCGAUCAAGCUUUGAUUCGUCGAGGACGAAUGGACAUGCAUAUUGAGUUAUCUUAUUGUGGUUUUGAUGGAUUCAAAAUGUUGGCAAAAAAUUAUCUGAGUAUUGAAUCUCAUCCUUUGUUCGACACGGUUCGAUGCUUGUUGGAAGAGGCUAAUGUGACACCUGCUGAUGUUGCUGAAAACUUGAUGCCUAAGGUAGCUAAUGAAGACGCUGAGGCAUCAUUGGAGAGGUUGAUUCAAGCACUUAGAACCUCUAAGGAAGAGGCAAAGAUGAAAGCUGAGAAAGAGGCAGAGAUGAAGGCUGUGAAUUCAUCAGAGAUAGUUGCAGAAGACAAGGAGAUUAAGGAAAAGAUUGGUAAUGGAAAGUCCUAG